GACGUCGCACACCUUUCACGAAACCAGAUUGACGUUUUCCGCGAAAGAGUAAGCAUCGAAGAAACUUGGUACAUAGAAAUGGCUUCAAUGAACCUCGUAGCAUGCUUGGCACUUGCAACUGUGGUGGCCGGCAGCGUACUCUCGAAUCAACGAGGACCUGCAGACGCCUUUCGGGUGAUGGACGUGUUCGAUCGAGCAGUGAGCAUUUACACUUCCAUCAACGACACCGAUAUGAAGUGUGCGACUGCCUUUCGGAAAUACUUGGAUCUUGAACUGAAGAAGUGCACCUACGUCUGGGAACUGAAAGGGCAUGGUGGUUCUGCCAAAAGAAACGCUACGUUUGAUUUGGAAGAAGGAGAUGCCAUUGACAAGCUUAACUACUUCAUCAACAAUGAUCGGACGCACCCUUACAGUGCCCACGUCAUCUACAGCGACUACAACGCAUGUGUUGUCCUUCAAAUGUCUUUCUUAGGUCACGAACAAUGCAUGCUGUGGGUGAAGCCCGCCUUCGUCGAUGAUAUUCCUCGGCACUGCCGUAAAAACUACAAGCGAAAGUGCAGCGUUAGAUAUCCUACGUACGAUAGUGAACUGUGUAAGGAAAACUAAUAAAAGCAGCAUGUUGUCGAAGCAA
Molecule: messenger RNA, 631 nt
Organism: Rhipicephalus microplus (southern cattle tick)
Lineage: Eukaryota; Metazoa; Arthropoda; Arachnida; Ixodida; Ixodidae
Biological process (GO): symbiont-mediated perturbation of host defenses
Molecular function (GO): amine binding
Source: RefSeq, a predicted model, not a curated record